This is a messenger RNA of Laccaria bicolor S238N-H82, 1842 nucleotides long. RefSeq lists its product as uncharacterized. Bases 1 to 1842 code for a protein of 613 amino acids. The record is from RefSeq and is a predicted model, not a curated record. Lineage: Eukaryota; Fungi; Basidiomycota; Agaricomycetes; Agaricales; Hydnangiaceae. The transcript has 5 exons.
AUGGAACGCGACCUCGAAGACUCGCAACCCGUCAAUGAUGCACCGCGUAAAACGCGACAAAGCCUAGGGGAGCAGGCGACCACGCCAACCAUUGACGUGGACAAGGGAGGCGACGGCCCGAAAGUCAGGCCUUGGACAAUCGGGGAUCCGUUCCAACAUCCAAUUCCCAAAGACGGGGAUCAUUGGGAAAAGUGUCUUGGGCUAGCUCGUGAAUACGACGACGGAAUGUGUGAUGUUUGGAAAGAUGAGAUUCAGAAUCUGUUGAUCUUUGCCGGUCUUUUCUCUGGAGUCGUGACAGCUUUUACGAUCGAAUCACAGAAAAAGUUGCAAGAAGACCCUAAAGAGACAACAGUACUCCUCCUCACCAAAAUUUCCGCUCAGCUGGCCAAUGUAUCAAAUACCAUAGGAUCAUUACCAGCCAUUGAACCGUUUUCCGUCACUUCCCCCGUUGUCCGCGUCAAUAUCUGUUGGUUCAUCAGCUUGACGCUCAGUUUAACGACCGUUUUGAUUGGUAUCCUCUGCCUUCAGUGGUUAAGGGAGUUUCAACGUCGUCCGUCUUUGCCUCAUCAAGAAGCGCUACACCUACGUCAAGUUCGAUACGAGGGCCUAUACAAGUGGCACGUGCCAAACAUACUCUCUGCUCUCCCCCUCCUGUUACAGGCCGCCCUCAUUCUGUUUUUCGCUGGACUCCUUGACUUUUUGAUUUCCAUCCACAGUGGGGUUGCCAUCCCUGUCGCCGUAGUGGUUGGAUUUACCUUUUUCUUCCUUGCUGCAACAACCAUUUUGCCCGCCCUACAGAGCGUAUCUGCCAGUUUCCAUCCGUCCUGGAGACAGGCUGUCCCAUGCGCCUACAAAUCUCCUCAGUCGUGGGUUUUCUUCAAAUUAUUGAUGGGUAUCAUUUCCCGCUUCGGACCCUCGCAUUUGUACCCCAAAAGUGCGAAUUGGUUUGUGCACGACCUUGAAUACUGGAAGGGACCAGAUCCAGUCCUUCGCAGCCUAGCUUGGAUUGGCAAUACGUUGACCAAAAACCUUGUUGCUGUGCGAUCGAUUUACCAUUCCUUGGAGGACCUACUGCCUAUAAAUGCAUGGCGUGUGUUCUGUUUAAUGGCUGAUCAUGACCAUGAUAGGCUACCUGCUUUCAACACUACAAGCCCCUUGCUUACGGAACUCGCAUCUGCGAAAAUCCUUGAGCAUCUCGACAUGCCUAUCGGCUGGCAUGACUUCGUUCUCCAUCAAAUAGAGUUGUAUAUCAGAGUGAUGGGCCCGGGGAACACAUUCAUCAACUCCAUGCUAGUUGGCCACCACAGAGUAAACUGUCCCCCCUACUGGCUACUUCCUGCUGUUCCUGUCGAGACAGAACUUCAACUUUUGAACUGUUCCGUUUGGCAGCUAGAACGGCAAACGGAUCAGGAAGAUGACCAAAUGUGGACCCUUGCUUUGGCACUCGUCAAUAACCCACAACGUCCAACGGAGCUCCUUGUCAUUUUCGACCGGCUCUUCACUGCUAUUGAUAAAUGGCUAGAUCACCCUGACCGGUUUAAUUACAAGCGCACGGAUAGCUGCCUUCGGAAGCUGGUCACGGAAUUUAUUUCGCCAGCCGUACGUAACCAGCAAGUGGGCAGUGUGCAAGAAAGACUAGCUGAUCUCACCGUAUUCCGAUCUGUGUUGCGCCGUCUUUACCGGCUGCGACACCGCGCUGAUGUGGCCGAUAUCUUAAGGCGGAGUCAACGCGAAUGGACAGAGUUUAUCACUGCCUUUAAGAUUGGAGUUGACGACGAUACACCGGGUCAUACACCUGCUUCCAUUCGCCGGCCCCACAACCUUCCCCCAGUGAACGAUUGA